UUCUCUUCCGAAAGUUUCUCCUUUUGACUGCAAUUCUUUAUUUCCUUAGUUAUCGGGGGAAAAAAUCCUAUAAUGUGAUUUUUCUUUUGAAGUUUGGGUCUUGAUCAGCUUUUAGCCCUCUUGAUCCGGAUUUCUUUUUAUUUUCUCUAAUUUUUGUCCAUUUAUUGAAGAAAAAAAACAAAAAAAGGUUUUUUUUAUUAUCAUCAAGAGGGAUGAAGGUAACGGCGGCGGUGGUGGCGACGGUUGUGAAGUCUGAUUCAUGUUUGGGGGACGAUGAUGUGUGGCCACCGGGCUUUCGGUUCCACCCAACUGACGAAGAGCUGAUUCUUUAUUACUUGAAGAGAAAGAUCUGUAAAAAAAGGCUGAAGCUCGAUAUAAUAAGGGAAACUGAUGUUUACAAGUGGGAUCCCGAGGAAUUGCCUGGACAAUCCAUACUGAAGAAUGGGGAUAGACAGUGGUUCUUUUUCUGUCCAAGGGACAGGAAGUACCCCAAUGGAGCAAGGUCAAAUAGGGCAACCAUACAUGGAUAUUGGAAGGCAACUGGGAAGGAUCGUACUGUUACCUGCAAUUCUCGAACGGUUGGAAUCAAGAAAACAUUAGUUUUCUACAGAGGACGUGCACCUAACGGUGAGAGAACCGAUUGGGUAAUGCAUGAAUAUACCCUUGAUGAGGAGGAACUGAAAAGGUGCCAGAAUGUGAAGGAUUACUAUGCUCUCUAUAAAUUGUAUAAAAAGAGCGGACCUGGUCCUAAAAACGGUGAGCAGUACGGGGCGCCGUUUGAAGAAGAAGCGUGGGCAGAUGAGGAAUAUGAUAGUACUCCUGUAGAUACUACAACUCAUGUAGAUACUACAACUCAUGUGAAGCCAGCUGAUGAGGCUAUUUCUGGUGAUAAUGUAAAAGGUGAUGCUCAAGAUCUGCCACCUUUGCAGGAUAUUGAGGAGUUCAUGAGACAAUUAGCUGAUGAGCCUCCAUUUCCACAACCACAAUCUUGUGUUAGCCAUUUAGUGCCUCAGAGUGUCAGUGUGGGCGAGACACAAAGUACAUUGCUGGAUCCAUCUCCAAGAGAUAUUCUGUUUCCCGAGCCGCCCAUGGUUAUCCACGAUCAAGGAAGCUUUGAAUUCUCUCAGUCACCUACUUCUCAAUUGCAGUUGCAGGAGGCACCUGAGGUCACAUUAGGUGUUGAAAACUUUGAACACUUCCCCCGGUUAUGUGAGACGGAUUUCUUGGAAAUGGAUGAUCUCCUUGGUCCUGAACCUUUGAUCUCUGAUGUCGAGAAACCUAUGGAGAAUGUGCAGUUCAAUGAGGUGGAUGGGCUGAGCGAAUUUGACCUUUACCAAGAUGCUGUCAUGUUUCUACAGGACAUUGGACCUAUUGAUCAAGGAACGGUUCCACUCUCGUAUGAUAAUGUGAUGCAUCAGGCAAGUUACCAGUUGGAAUAUCAAUCUAAUAUAAGCUUGAUGGAUCAGCAGUUGCUGCCUCAAAUGAAUAGAUCAGGAGAUAAUAUGUUGAACCAGGUGGAUUAUCAAUCUAAUUCUGGUCCAAACGUGAACGUGAUGGAUCAGCAGUUGAUGUUCCAUUCAACUGUGGACCAGGUGGGUUACCAUGAUCAGAAUCAACAGCUGCAAACGGAUCAAAUUAAUGGCUCACUUUGGACGCAUGGCCAAAGCGGUGAUGCCUUCAGUCCAUCAGGAUCAAAUCUUGGGAAUGCAUCUCCAACUUCAGGUUUUGUGUACAACGGUACUAAGCAAGACCAGGGUGACAAAAAUGACGGAGGUGGAGGCUGGUUUUCUUCUUCUCUGUGGUCGUUUGUGGAGUCGAUACCCACAACUCCGGCUUCUGCAGCGGAGAGUCCAUUGGUAAACCGUGCUUUUGAGCGAAUGUCUAGCUUUAGUAGAUUAAAAAUAAAUGCAAAUGUUUCAGCAAUGAGCAGCAGCUCUUCUGGAACUGGUAGGAUGAAAAGUAGGAACAAGGGAUUCUUUAUUAUAUCUAUUUUGGGUGCAUUGUGUGCUGUUUUAUGGUUCUUGAUAGGAACAAUUAGGGUCUUUGGGAAACCCAUCUCCUGAACUAGCUGGAAUCAUUGCAUGCUAUUACACAUUUGAACAAUAUAUGUAUUGAUAGGAAUAACUUCUUGUCUAGCUAA
Molecule: messenger RNA, 2140 nt
Organism: Hibiscus syriacus
Lineage: Eukaryota; Viridiplantae; Streptophyta; Magnoliopsida; Malvales; Malvaceae
Product: NAC domain-containing protein 17-like
Exons: 4
Coding region: 213-2063 (616 amino acids)
Biological process (GO): regulation of DNA-templated transcription
Molecular function (GO): DNA binding
Source: RefSeq, a predicted model, not a curated record